AUGGCAACCGUGCGGCCUCCGGCUGCCCGCGGCGGCGCCGCCCGCCCCGCCGUGCGAGCCCCUGCGCCUGCGGAGGCCACCAAGAGCAAGCCUGCUGAAGAGAGUGAUGCUCCUCCAGCCAAGAGAGCUCCCAUCUUCUAUGGCAGCCUGGAGGAGAAGGAGAGGGAGCGGCUGGCAAAAGGAGAAUCAGGACUGCUGGGAAAAGAAGGGAUGAAGGCAGCCAUUGAGGCUGGCAACAUCAACAUAAGCAGUGGGGAGGUGUUUGACCUGGAGGACCACCUGAGCGAGCGGCAGGCGGAGGUGCUGGCGGAGUUCGAGCGGCGGAAGCGCGCGCGGCAGAUCAACGUCUCCACCGACGAUGCCGAGGUCAAGGCCUGCCUGCGGGCCCUGGGGGAGCCCAUCACGCUCUUUGGAGAGGGCCCUGCCGAGAGGAGGGAGAGACUCAGAAACAUCCUCUCAGUGGUUGGCACAGAUGCCUUGAAAAAGACCAGGAAAGAUGACGACAGGUCUAAAAAAUCCAAAGAGGAGUAUCAGCAAACCUGGUACCACGAAGGACCACGCAGCCUGAAAACAGCAAGGCUGUGGCUUGCCAACUACUCCCUCCCCAGGGCAGUGAAGCGUUUGGAAGAGGCCAGGCUGUUCAAGGAGAUUCCAGAGGCAACCAGGACAUCCCAGAGGCAGGAGCUGCACAAAUCCCUGAGGUCCUUGAACAACUUCUGCAGUCAGAUUGGGGACGACCGCCCACUGUCCUACUGCCACUUCAGCCCCAAUUCCAAGCUCCUUGCCACAGCCUGCUGGAGUGGGUUGUGCAAGCUGUGGUCUGUGCCUGACUGCAACCUGGUUCACACCUUACGAGGACACAGCACCAAUGUAGGAGCCAUAGUUUUCCAUCCCAAAUCCACUGUCUCCCUGGACAAGAAGGAUGUUAACCUGGCCUCCUGUGCAGCUGAUGGAUCUGUCAAACUCUGGAGCCUUGAAAGUGAUGAACCAGUGGCAGAUAUUGAAGGUCACAGCAUGAGAGUGGCACGUGUGAUGUGGCACCCCUCUGGGAGGUUCCUGGGUACUACCUGCUAUGACCACUCCUGGCGCCUGUGGGACCUGGAAGCUCAGGAGGAGAUCCUGCACCAGGAGGGGCACAGCAAGGGGGUCUAUGACAUUGCUUUCCACACCGACGGCUCACUGGCGGGCACUGGUGGCCUGGAUGCCUUUGGCCGCGUGUGGGACUUGCGCACAGGACGCUGCAUCAUGUUUCUGGAGGGCCACCUGAAGGAGAUCUAUGGCAUUAACUUCUCCCCAAACGGGUACCAUGUGGCCACGGGCAGCGGUGACAACACCUGCAAGGUGUGGGACCUGCGCCAGAGGAAGUGCAUCUACACCAUCCCUGCCCACCAGAACCUGGUCACCGGCGUCAAGUUUGAGCCCAAUCACGGCAACUUCCUGCUCACCGGCGCCUACGACAACACCGCCAAGAUCUGGACCCACCCCGGCUGGUCCCCGCUGAAGACACUGGCUGGGCACGAGGGGAAGGUGAUGGGCCUGGACAUCUCCCUGGACGGCCAGCUGAUCGCCACCUGCUCCUACGACAGGACCUUCAAGCUCUGGACAGCAGAGUAGUGCUGCUGCUGGGCUGCACACC
Messenger RNA from Indicator indicator, 1636 nucleotides. RefSeq names its product pre-mRNA processing factor 4 (gene PRPF4). The transcript is spliced from 14 exons. Gene Ontology annotation, cellular component: U4/U6 x U5 tri-snRNP complex. Gene Ontology annotation, molecular function: U4 snRNA binding; protein binding; U6 snRNA binding. The record is from RefSeq and is a predicted model, not a curated record. The coding region runs from base 1 to 1614 and encodes 537 amino acids. Gene Ontology annotation, biological process: mRNA splicing, via spliceosome. Lineage: Eukaryota; Metazoa; Chordata; Aves; Piciformes; Indicatoridae.